Messenger RNA from Pogonomyrmex barbatus (red harvester ant), 1010 nucleotides. Its product is annotated as optomotor-blind protein-like. The record is from RefSeq and is a predicted model, not a curated record. NCBI's taxonomy places the organism in Eukaryota, Metazoa, Arthropoda, Insecta, Hymenoptera, Formicidae.
CCCGGCCCCCUGAUACCACCCACUCCCUUGGGACUCCAUGGCGGGGUUACGCCCGGUAUGUUGUUCAAUGCCCAACUGGCCCUGGCGGCCACCCAGCAUCCGGCGCUCUUCGCGCACUAUCCUCAUCCUCUGGCGAGUCCCCUGCACCAGCUCAAGGGGCAUAGAUUCGCGCCCUACACGCUUCCGGCUCCUUCGCACGGCUCCGCUUUUGAAACCGUGACCCCUGGUAGCAGGACCCUGAGUCCGAGAUCACCACCGCCGAGGCCGCCAACCGACUCGCCGACGCCCACCGGUGGCGGCGCGCUCACCUCGACGACGCCCAGCUCCGCCGGCGAGCUAAAGUCCAUCGAGAACAUGGUGAACGGGCUGCAGGAGAAGAGAAGGAGAAGUCCGAGUUUGACACCCGGACAUCGGGGCGACGAUGCCGGCGGAGGGAGUCCGUGACAGGAGAACGAGCCUGUGAGUAGCACGAAGGACGACGAUCCUGAGGACGAGGACGAGGACUGCACCGACGAGUCCGGUGGCGACCCGGAGGACUUCUCCGCCGACGAGAGAGAGCCGGACUCCACGUCGGAGCCGUCGUAGCGGCAGGAACGUCGGCUGAUCGGCAUUCGAUUCACCCUGUUUCCUCCUAUACGGGGAUUCUGGCCGCGUCGUACGGAAGCGGGGAAGGCCAGACUCUCAUACUACAAAGUGCAAUUUUAUUUCCGGAGCGGCGCCGCGCUCGAGGAGUUCCCGCUCGCGGGCGCGAGCGGCGCCCUUCGUGCUUUCGGGACGGAACGAGAGUCCCCCCGCGUUGUUUCCUGUAUCUCUGUAAAUAGAUUUACGCGGCGCGCGCGCGUUAGGAGUAUGCGUCUCUGUUGAAGGACCGCAAGACUCGGGGAUGCGUUGGACUCUCGACGGACGCUGCGCCGAUCGCGCGUUAUUGUAAAUUAGACGAAACGAAAGAGCGAGUGAAUGCGAAUAGAAGGAAAAAUGAGUGUGAGAGAGGGAGAGAAAGAGAAAAAAAA